UCCUUAGGACGACGCCAAAUACUUCUUAACUAAGAAGCGUCCCAAGUGUUAUUGCCUAUUUUCUAUUUAAUUUUAAUACGUUUAAUGCUAAGAUAUGAAGUUUGGGACGCCGAUAAUGGUGCCCUUAGAUUUACCCAUUUCAUGGUCAGACGGCAUGGAUAUCUAAACUCCCACGCAGAUCAAUCGGGUUUGCAUGUCGUAGGUGAGCCGGCUCCUAGGAGAUUAACUGGGCUUUUAGAUUUGAAUACCCAUGAUUACCAAAGAAGAAAAAAAAACAAUGGUUAGAUAUGUGGAGUAAUAAAAUGUGUAUCAUAAGAUCCUUUUUAUUAAACCACUCGUUCAAUAGUUAUAUCAUUACAUCUGAAUAACCUUCAAUUUGUUGGCAUCGCGUUGCUGUCUUACCUUCUUUUUGUUAACACUGUGUUCUUUUUUAACAAAAUGUCCUUUAGUUAGCAUAAUAUAAUAUCUAUUCGAUGAAUAAAUUGGAUUAUAUUUUUUAUUAACAAAUAAAGGCUGUGGAAGUUCAGAAACAUUCGUGGGUUCUUUGUCACUGGCGCAGGCAUACAAGCGUGGAAACUUAACUGAGAAAAUGAUUGUUGGCGACAAAUGAAUAUUCCACAUAGAGAUAAUAUGGGCCUUAGUGCACGGUCCAGGCCUAAUUCAAUCAACAAUGAGACAUCUCUUUACACUUGAAUAUGUAUUUAUGAAAUUGUUGAUUUUGCGAUCCAGUCAGGGCGGAGGCAUGUUAAGGGUAGGGGGGUCAGCUGACCCCGGUCAAUUUUAAUUUAUCAACAACGUUUUCUAAUAAUAUUUAGUAUUGACCCCAGUCAAAAAUUUCUCCUGACCCCUAUGUAUUUGAAACCUACUUUAAUCUUACUGAAAGUUUAUGCAUUUCAUCAUUAUAUCCAUGUAAGUGGUAUAGAUAACAUAAAUAAGUUUGCAAAAGUAAUAAAAACGUGUAUUUGUGACUAUUAAUGUCUAUAUCUUAUACAUAAUUAUUAUUUUAUUAAAAUUUAAUAUACAAACACAAGUUUCGAUUGUAUUGAAAAUUUUAAGAAGUUUCUUGUUUUUAUAAUCAAAAUGUAAAUGUUUGUAGUUAUUUUUCUUCUUCCUUGCUAUACAUAAUUUAAAUAAAGUGCUAUUUUGCUACACAUUCUCUACAUAUACUGAAAUAACUACCAACUACGUGGAUCUUACACUAAGCAAAAAUGGUUAAUUUCAUCACUUAUAUACAAGUCACUAUUUAAUAGUUGGUUAAAUUAAUUAAAUUAUAAUUAUAAUAUUUGUCUAGAGAUCGUUUAAUUUGUUUUCACUAAUAGUAAAUAUUUUAAUGAAAUAUAUAACUAAUUUAAACAAUUUAAUAUUUUUAAAGUAUAUAUAAUAAUUUAUUAAAUUUACAUGAUAUAAUUUAUAUUUAAUAUUAAAAUAUUAUUGACCCCGGUAGAAAAUGAUUCUAGCUCCGCCACUGGAUCCAGACCCGUAUCCGGUUAAUGUGUUUGUGGUCCAGAUCUAUUAUGCGUUAGCUGGACUGGUUAGUGGUUUCAAACGCAAACGAAGAAGCUUUCCUCUAGUCUAGCUAUUGAAUCAAGACAAGAUGUUGUAACGUUUUUCAUAUUUCUAAUAUACUACUUCACCGGUAACAUACUCCACAUUUGUCGGAAAAAAAGACACCUAUAAUACAACGAUACAUAGACUAAACAUUUUAAGUACAAUCUAAUAAACCAUUUUUUGGAUUGUACUCUCAAAAACAGAAAGAAAAAUUAAUUGAGAACCCAUAGAAGCUUCAAUCAGAUUGCAUCCCAACUGUAUCGACAAAUUGAGAAACGAUAGAAGCUAGAUGAAAUUGAAGCUUUUGCAUCAUAAUGUCAUUAAUCUAUCAAAUCCACAUUUUAGCUAGGAUUUUGUAAUAAUGUUUUUGCUAUAUGAUUAUUUAAAUUCUCAAAUGUAAUGAUAUUGUACUAUUCAUUUUUAACUUUUUCUUUUUUUCUUUUUUGUAACAUUUCAUUCAUUUUUAACAUACCUGUUUAACUCCUAUGUUUCGCGCAGAAAGGAAGCAACUAUUAUAAACUACAGUUUGAUAAGUGGGUGGUAGGAGAAGUAGACAAAGACAACGAGACGUUUGCGGCUCUAUAAUGCCUAGCCUAUACGCACUCUGUUUUUUUUUUUUUUUUCUUUUUGUCGUUUUAAUUUUUUUUUUGAAUAGUGUGUCAUGUCCAAGCGAAACCAUAAAUCAAAUAGUGGACUUUUUGUUAUUGUAUGUUGUUGUCAGGCAAUGUGAUCUCCAGUUUCAGUGAGGGACCAGACGCUUUGUCUUACUGUAAUCUCAAUAACACUCUUUUAAGUACAAAACUGCUACUUUCAGAAUUUCAGAUAAUGAUUUUGAGUCGUUUUAUCCGGAGUUGUAAUGAAAGAACUAGGAUUAGGCUUGGUUAGUCUGUAAUGGGGAACAAACGGGGUGGACAAAACCACCACCUUCAAUCAGGUUGCAUCCCAACUGUUUCGCUCCCAUUGUAGUAUACCUAAAUGAUAGUGCCAUUCUGAGCUUAAGCUUCCGGCCCAUUAACUAUUUCUAUGCACACGGUUCGGAAUAACUUUGUGACAUAUUGUAACUCAAUUCAAAAUGUUUCCGUCUAAGAUAGUCGAUUGCAAUUGAUCUGUUUUUUUUUUCCAACUGUGACUAUUCUACAAAAAAUUAAGACGGUUUAGAAAUCCAAACCAGAGGUAUAUAUAUAAUAUGUAUUCCUGCUUAAGGAAAAUUCCGCUUACUAUAUACUAACUUGUCUGCGUAAUUUUCCAUUGCACAAGGAAUAUAUAUUGAUUGUAAAAUAAAAGUAAAACUCUUUACAUCUUUGGACUUUUCUAAGAUAGGAAGAGAAAGCAUGUCACUCUGUCUGGCGUAGAUAACUAGAUACCAUCUUCACAACUCAGUUUGUUGCAAACACCACAAACAUCGCAUCUACUUUCUGAUUAUAUACAAUUAUACAAAGAGUUGUCCAUAUUUGGAGUUUUAAAGAUUGUUAACCUUCUCUGACGCAUUUAACUUGCGUAUAGGUACAAUACUUGAUGAUUGAAAGGAACACAUUAUCUUGAUCAUCAACUCUACUGAACAUUGUUUGGAAUCUAUCAUUCUAUUCUGAAGACUAAAUGAUUAAUCUUUUUUGGGGAAGCGUGGAAGAUAAGUGAAAGAAAGAGCACUAUGGUACUAGAUAUUGGUCCGAUUUUUUCUUCUUCACGCCAAUCUUCAGCAACGACAGUGUGUGCUUUUUCCCAUGUGAUCUCACUUUUGUUGCGUAUGAAACUUUACAUAUGCCUACUUAUAUGUAUAUGUUUGUACCUACGUAUCAUCAUUAACCUUCCUUUCUCAAUGGAACAGAUCUGUAGUCUGCUGUAACCAAUUAUCUGUAAAUUGACAAUGCCAAAAAGCUUGAACUCUUCAUUUGUCAAUGUUCUUACACACUUUUUUCCUUAAAUGUUAAAUUCAUAGACACUAUACUUUAACACCCAUGAGCAUAGUCAAAUGAACCAAAAAUUGUGUGUUUAUACAUCUAUAUACUAUGAGUUUUUAUGCGUAAUAUUAUUAGUUAUUAAUAUAUUUUUAAAAAUGGACUUUAAUUGUGAUAUAGAAAUUAGUUGUUAGCAUAUUUCAAAAAUCCUGCUAAAAUACAACUUUUAAUAAAAAAUUUACUUUAAUAAUGAUGUAUGAAUUAUAGUCAUUAUCAUAUUUAAUUAGUGUUACAAAAAAAUAAUUCAUUAUCAUAUUUCAAAAGUCUUACCAGAAGUAUAAAUUUUUAUUUUAAAAAAUUAUAUAUGUCACAGUUAAGUUGAUGGCAUAGACAUGUUUUUGUUGAGAAUGAAUAUAUUGAUGACAUAUAAGUAAAUUAGAAAAAUACUUUAAAAUAAUGUCGAGGAGAACUAUCAUAUAUGUAUAUGUUUGAAAAAAGUAUAUAUUUACAUGUGUGGUUGGAUAAAAUGAUAGAAUAUAUGCAACAUAUGAGGUAAUUUGAUCAAUGAUUUAUUUUUAUCAGGGAUUUGUCUGCGAUUCGCUUAGAGGAUUUUGCGCGGAAAAACUAUAUUUAUUUAAUUUAAAAUUUGAUAUUUGUUUAUAUUUUGAAGUGUUUUGUUUUUUAUUUGAUGUCAAAUAUGUUUUGCGGCAUUGCCCUAUUUUAUUUAUCAUUUUGUGAUUUUUAAUUAGUGAAAAUACUUCUUCAUCCUCAUCUUCCUAUGCGUCUAACUAUUCUCAUAACUUUUAUUCUAUUAAUAUAGAUACUUAUUGUUUUCAAAAUUUUAAAUUUUAUAAUAUAAAAUUUCACUGUGUGGAUUAUAUUUUUGUAAUUUACUUACAUAAAUUGUAGAAGUACUAAUGUUUACUGGUAUUUUUAGUUUUUUUUAAUAAAACCAUUUUGGUAAUGUAUGUAACUAGUCCUAGUUGAAUAAUUAACUUAAGUAUCUCCAAAAGCAUAAUUUACAAAAUAACAUAUCUAAGAAUACAAGAUAAUGCACAAGCUAGGGAUAAACUAUUCUGUAUUUUAUUCUGUAAGAAUUUGUGAUUAAAUAACAAACCUUUUUUUUGUAAUCCACGUAAUGAAAAUAUGGUUAUGAUACUUAUGAUCAUGUGGUUGUUUCAAAUCACGCAAUUUUUUCAGUCUGGAAUUAUACUAGACUAUUCUACUACUAUAUAAAAUUUAUUUGAAAUUUGUUAAAUUCAUAGAUAAAUUAUACCCAGACUUAUAUAUAAAAAUUGUUAUACCAUAUUGCAAAUAAAUUAAAACAAUUUUCAUGUACUAUAGCUCUAUUUAUAUCAUUUCUUUUCGAGCAUUUAUUUGAUAUUCUGCAAUGUUAUCAUUUGUUUAGCCUUUAUUAGUGUAUCAUCAAUAGGAGCCUAAAUUACAAGGGAUCGACUAUCUAACUAUCCUUGAAAUUUCAAACUUACACUUUCAUAGUUUUAAGAAAAAAAUGUUCUGAUUUUUUUAAUAAGUGAAUGUUAUUUAAGAUAAGUGUAUAAUUAGAGUCGGCCCUAGCAUGAAGCGGAUGAAACAUCUGCUUGCGGCUGCAAUAUAUUAAGUAUAUAACCGGCUACAAAUUUACAAAAAGUCUCAAUAGUCUAGUGGUUAGUUGAUCAGUAUAGGACAUGAGUGGCUGGGUUCAAAACCCUUCAUGCGUAUAAUUUCUUUUUCAGUUUUUUUCAGAUAUUUUUUGUUUUAUUUUUGUUUGUGGCCUUGAAAAAUCUAGGACCGGCUAUGUGUGUAAUGUAUACAUUAUACGCUCUUUUUUCUUGGCAACGCGUAAUGUAAUAAUGUAUACAGUUAUUGAUUUGUAUAUAUACUUUUAAUUUCAUUGUCUUGUUAUCUCUUUAAGGCAUAAUAGUAGAGAAGUGGUCCAAGUGGACAUUGGCUGGACGGCACCAAAGUCUCAAAAUCUUGAUAGGUCUUCUUAGUGGCAAUGCUAAGAAGCAUUAAAUAUAGUAUUUUCAUCUUUAGUAGCCUCUCACCAUUUUUGUUUUGUACUCAUAUAUGUUUCUGUAUUCGUGCAUUAAAAUAAUCAUGAUUUGUUUUCAACUUUCUAGAAGUGAAAUCUCAUCGAAAAAUAUUUGGGUUCUUAAUAAAUGCAUAUUUUGGAAUGAUAAAUCUACGCAUUACGUACGUGAUGUCAAAAAGAACAAUGAGUGUAAGGUAAUCAAUAUAAUUUUUGAAUGUGGAGUUAACAGAAACUAAAUGAUAAAAGAAGUAAGAGCCAAGCUCAAUCAGUAUAUAUAUGUCCUAGCAGAAACUAAGUGCAUAUUGGCAUUGUUCUAAAAAGAACUAGAAUAGCAGAAACUGAGAGCUUAGCUCUAUACAAUACAUGAGUCAGAAACUAUAAAUAUAGAGAAAAAGUAUAUUUUUUUUUUGAGAUAAUAUUGUCAUUUCAUUAGUUCGGUUGAAGCAAUACUAAACAUAACUUUUAGAAAUCAUAUAAUCAAAUUAAACUUGAGACAAAUUUAAUAUUACGUACAGUUGUUUUGGCUCUAGAGAGCUGAUAGACUUUAACCCAAAUAUUUUUUUAUUAAUCUAAAAAGGUAUUUUAAGAUUUGGUAUAUGGUGAAAAGGAUUACCAAACACCGUAAUUCAAGAGAUUAUCACAUGUUACUAAUGUGUUUAUUAACAUAGCUAGGCCUGAGAAUUUGGAAGCUCUAAACGAUUUAAUAAAGAUUUCAAUAGUUUGGGGGUUUAAAUAAAAAUUUAGGGGCAUGUAUAUAUAAUUUUUUUCAAAAAAUUUAGGGGCUUGAAACGAAUGUUUCAUCAAGCUUAGCCUUAGAUUGGCCGAAUGUGUAUAUAUUUCUAAUUAACCCCUUUCGUACAUAUAACCAACUUAAUUAGGUUUUUCUGCCAAAAUUAGUUUCUACAUUCUCUGUGUAUACUAGAGUCUAGACUCCAAUUCUAUGACAACGCAAGACAUAAGCUUGAAGUGAAAGUAAAAGAACAACGAAAAGUCUAGGUGAAAGUAUAAGAGACUAUAAGUUUCGAAAAAAAAGUAAGAGAUUAUAUAUAAAAAAAAGAUCUGGUUUGGAAAUAAAUGGGUUGGUAAAAUCUUAGUUGAAGAAUGGAGGGUAGAAGUCAAAAUUGAAUACUCAACACUACCAUACUUAACGAUAUUAUAACCUGUUAAUGAUACUAUAACUACCUUGUAUCCAUUUUUUAGGAACAUAUAUCAGUGACAUUAUAUUUUCAUAUAUAUAUAUUCAUAGUGCCAAAAGACUGAACUAGUUAAUAGUUGGGUAGUUAAAGAUUUCGAAUGGGUUAUUAAAGUAUAAAUUAAAGUGCCAAACCCGUCUUCUCCCAUGGUUUCGAACAUCCGAUAAAGAAUUAACCAAAUUGAUGUAUAUAUUAGGGUUUAUUUUGUUGACAAAAAAAAAUAUUAGGGUUUAGUUUUAUUUGAUCGUUACAAAUAAUUGCAAACAAAUAGGACUAAAUACAGUUUCCAUCAAUUCGUAGCUGAACCAAAUUCAUGCAAACUCUAACCGCAUGCAUGGCAGCCCUAGUCUUAUACAAUCUCUUCGGGCGGGUCGAAGACUAUAUUAUUCUCCUCUUCUUGUCGAUGUUAGAAUUCCAGACCUUCCUAAAUACGGAGUAUGUCUCUUUUUUGGCUUUAAGCUAAAUAACACCCGAUACAUCAUCAACUUAUCACAUCUUAAACUUAAAUUUAUAACUAGGGUCUUGUUUUUAACAAUUCAAAUUGGUCACUAAAAGUUGUUAUAGUACUACAAGUUAUAAGAAUGUUGAUUAGAUUAGAGAGAUUUUCAAUAAAUUUAAACCAAAAUUAGGAGUAAUGGUAGGGACAGUAAAUCUACACUUUUAAAGUCAUAAGCAUGUGCCUCAUCAACCACUCUUACUUUUGUCAGUGGACGCGGCUUAACAUACAAGACCCCCAAUCACUAUAAAUACAUCAUGGAGCCCUUUCAUUUUAGUUCAUCAACUUCAAAUAAUACUACUAAAACAAUGGUUCUCAAAGCUCUCUCAACUGUCUUUUUUCUUUUACUCGGCGUUGGCAUUUGCUACGCCACUAGCCGGAAUCUCUUAAUAUACGGCGAAAUUCCGUCUGGUCAUGGUGGUGGAGGUGGUGGAGGCCACGGAGGUGGUGAAGGCUAUGGAGUGAUUGGUGGUGGUUAUGGUGGCGGUAGUGGAGAAGGUGGUGGUGGUGGAUAUGGAGGAGUUGAAGGGUAUGCCGGUGGUGGUGGUGGUGGUCAUGGUGGAGGAGGUGGUGGAGCUUCUUCUUCCGGUGGAUACGCUAGUGGAGGUGGAGAAGGAGGUGGUGGCGGUUACGGUGGAGCAACUGGUGGAUAUGGUGGUCAUGCUGGUGGUGGUGGUCAUGGUGGAGGCGGUGGUGGAGCUUCUUCUUCCGGUGGGUAUGCUAGCGGAGGAGGAGAAGGUGGAGGUGGUGGUUACGGUGGAGCAGCUGGUGGUUAUGGUGGACAUGCCGGUGGCGGUGGAGGUAGUGGUGGUGGUGGAGGAGCUGCUUACGGUGGUGGAGGAGAUCAUGCUAGCGGUUAUGGAAGUGGUGGUGGUGAAGGAGCUGGUGGUGUAAAUGGUGGUCAUGCUGGUGGGGGAGGUGGUGGAAGCGGAGGCGGUGGAGGAUCAGCUUACGGUGGUGGAGGUGAGCAUGCUAGUGGAUACGGAAGUGGAGCUGGUGAAGGUGGCGGCGUGGGUAGAGGUGAGUAUGGAGGUGCUGCUGGAGGUGGAGGUGGUCAUGGAGGUGGAGGAGGAUCAGCAAGUGGAGGGUCUUAUGGUGGUAGUUCUUAUGGAGGCGGCGAAGGAGGAGGAGCCGGAGGUGGGUCAGGAGCCGGAGGCUAUGGAGGUGGUGGUGGUGGAGGAAGUGGCGGAGGAGGAGCUUACAGCAGAGGUGGAGCUCAUGGAGGUGGUUAUGGAAGUGGUGGUGGUGAAGGAGGUGGUUAUGGUGGUGAAGCAGGAGGAUAUGGCAGUGGUGGUGGAGGAGGUUCAGGUGGAGGCGGAGGCGGCAGCCAAUAUGGUGGUGCUUACGGUGGUGGUGGUGGUUCAGGCGGUGGACACGGGGGUGGAGGCUAUGCUCCAUGAAGAAACCAACUCAAAAUAAAACAAACAAAAAAGCUGGAAAUUAAAUGAUGAUUUGUAUACACAAAUGAAAAUGCUUUGGCUGAAAACAUUCUGUAUCCAUUAGUGAAAAUUGUAUUUCCUAAUAACUGAAUAUUUAUUCUCUUGCAA
This is a messenger RNA of Brassica rapa (field mustard), 8711 nucleotides long. RefSeq names its product glycine-rich cell wall structural protein 1.8. The record is from RefSeq and is a predicted model, not a curated record. NCBI's taxonomy places the organism in Eukaryota, Viridiplantae, Streptophyta, Magnoliopsida, Brassicales, Brassicaceae.